AUGGACUACCUGACCGUCCUCUCUACUCUGCGCGUCCAGCUGUUCGUCGGCGCUUCGCCUACCUUGCCACCCGGGCUCGGUCCAGUCACCAUGUCGCUGCUGGCGCUUAUCAGGGACGACACGUUCUGCGCGUUCUUCCUCCUCGACCGCAUCUUGGAGGUUGCUGGGGCCAAGCACCUGUCGUACGCUUCGCUCGAGCGCUCGGCGGAGACCCGCGCACUUGCGCAGGCAGCUGAGGUGCUGGUCUGGCAGGAGAUCUGCCGCGCCAAGACGUUCGCCCGCGCGCUCGGCACUUUCUUCGAAGGACACGACCGCAUCAAUGAGCGUGAGCUCGCCGCCCUCGCCUCAUCCCAUGGCAUCGGCCUCGCCACCAACGAGCACCGCGAGCACCGCACCAGCGAGCACCGCCGCCAUGACGUCGACUCGGUCCGUGCACCGCGCUCACUCCCCGCAGUCGCCCCCGUGCUCGUAUGA
Molecule: messenger RNA, 474 nt
Organism: Trichosporon asahii var. asahii CBS 2479
Lineage: Eukaryota; Fungi; Basidiomycota; Tremellomycetes; Trichosporonales; Trichosporonaceae
Exons: 1
Coding region: 1-474 (157 amino acids)
Source: RefSeq, a predicted model, not a curated record